GUACUGAGUUUGUGCUGUGAAGCUUGCAAGAAAAUAAUUUUUCACGUUCCUUCUGAGCUAGAGGCUGACACGUUAGUUGGCAGAGUUGAUUUGAAAGAAUGCCUGCAGUCUGCAGACUUUAUCAGUUCCAGUGAUGGGAACUUCAAAAUUCUGGAGGAUGGUUCUGUGUACACAACAUCUGCUGUUUCUUUGUCUGCUGAGAAAAAGACUUUUACCAUAUUACUUAAAGACAUUCAAGAACAUGUGCAAAAGAAAAUACAUGUUAGCUUGGUGGAAGAAGAAAAAAGGAAGACCAGACAUGCAAGAGAUACAGUUCUCAAGCGAACCAAAAGAAGGUGGGGCCCAAUUCCAUCCGUUAUGUUAGAGAACUCGCUGGGACCUUUUCCACUACAAAUUCAGCAGGUCCAGUCAGACACAGCUCAGAACUACACCAUUUAUUAUUCUGCAAGUGGACCGGGAAUUGAUCAAGAUCCAAAGGGUUUGUUUUACAUGGAAAGAGAAACUGGAAAUAUCUUUGCUACUCGUGCAGUAGACCGUGAACAAUAUCCAAGCUUUCAGAUCAUUUGCUUUGCAACCACUCCAGAUGGUUAUUCACCAGAGGUACCACUUGUGCAUACAAUCAAGAUAGAGGAUGAUAAUGAUAAUGCUCCAUAUUUUACACAGGAAGUUUUUCAUUUUUCUGUUCCUGAAAAUUCCAAACCUGGUAUAGGUAUUGGAAAAAUGACUGCAGAGGACAGAGAUGAGCCUUUUACUCUGCAUACUACCUUGAAAUACCGCAUUGUGUCACAAAAUCCACCAGUACCCCCAGCAUUUUCUUUACAUGGUGACACAGGUGUCAUUUCUGUAUCAUCACCGCAACUGGAUAGAGAGCUGGUACCCAGUUACACUUUGUUAGUUGAAGUGAGAGAUAUGGCGGGUCAGCCUUUUGGUUUGUGCACUACAGGAACAGCUAUCAUUAAAAUCGAAGACACAAAUGACAAUGCACCAUCCUUUAAACAGAUGCAAUAUGAAGCGCGAGUGGAGGAAAACAGAGUGAAUGUAGAAAUACUGAGAGUCUCUGUUGUUGAUCUUGAUGAACCUGGUUUGCCUGGCUCAAGAGCAGUGUAUGAAAUUAUAAGAGGAAAUGAUGAUCGGUCCUUUGAAAUUACAACAGACAAAAAUACAAAUGAAGGAAUACUGUGUGUUGUUAAGGGACUGGACUAUGAAAGCGCCAAGCAAAGGAUAAUUGUGAUUACAGCCAGGAACGAGGCACCCUACAUGCUGGCACCACAUUCGCAACAACUUUCCCAGAGCACCAGCUCUGUUACAGUGCAUGUCCUGGAUGUGGAUGAGGGGCCAGUGUUUAAACCCUGUCACUUACGCCUAGACGUUAAAGAAUGCGAGGAGAUUGGGACGAAUAUUGGGAGAUACCUAGCAGAAGAUCCAGAAACUGGAAAUAGUGAAGGCAUAUGCUACCGGAUAGCACCUGGCCAGUGUAAUUGGAUCAGCAUAGAUGAAAAAUCGGGUGAAGUCAGAACCACUAAAGUCUUGGACCGAGAUGUAGCAGAAAUGAAACGAGGUCAAUGCAAUAUCACAGUCCUCGCAAUAGACAGAAAUGGCAAAACAGGCACUGGAACAAUUCAGGUUGUCAUCCGGCCUGGGAACAAGAAUUACCCACGAAUCAUUAAAACUGACUAUAUAAUGUGCAGAGACAGAAAACCGAUCUGCCUUACUGCACAGGAUGGUGAUGAGUCUCCUUACAGCGCACCCUUCGUGUUCCGCAUAACUGACCGUGACAUGGCUUCCAUGUGGAAGAUAAGUCGACACAAUGAUAAUUCUGUGUAUCUUUCACCAAAGGGUGAUACUCCAUUAGGAAUAUACACUAUUCCUGUAAGUGUGACUGAUAGCGGAGGAAAGGUAGGAGAGCACCGCAUAAACGUUAACUUAUGUGAUUGCGUUACUCCAACCGAAUGCAAUGGCAGUAAGCGUGACCUUGAUAAUGGAAAUGUUACUCUUGGUGUAUGGGCCAUCCUUGCAAUGAUCUUAGGAUCCCUAUUACUGCUGCUAAUCCUCAUCACAAUUUGCGGCUGCUGUGGCUCUGGGGUAAUGCACAGGCAUGUGACUGAUGAUUGUGCCAAUCACAACUUGAUCAUUUCAAAUACAGAAGCUCCAGGAGAAGAAGUGAUG
Pelecanus crispus (Dalmatian pelican) is the source of this 2166-nucleotide messenger RNA. NCBI's taxonomy places the organism in Eukaryota, Metazoa, Chordata, Aves, Pelecaniformes, Pelecanidae. The record is from RefSeq and is a predicted model, not a curated record.